Molecule: messenger RNA, 1209 nt
Organism: Diuraphis noxia (Russian wheat aphid)
Lineage: Eukaryota; Metazoa; Arthropoda; Insecta; Hemiptera; Aphididae
Product: zinc finger protein 830
Biological process (GO): nuclear DNA replication; mitotic DNA replication checkpoint signaling; mitotic DNA damage checkpoint signaling
Cellular component (GO): spliceosomal complex; nucleus
Molecular function (GO): zinc ion binding; nucleic acid binding
Source: RefSeq, a predicted model, not a curated record
AGAUAUUAUGUAUAUGAUAGAUCAUUCACUUGUACUUUUUGUUGGUCAAAAUUUGAAUUUAAAUUGUCUACACUAGUAAAUUGUAAUUUUUUAUAUUAAUUCAUUUGAAAUAUUGUAUUGUAGUCGUUGAAUUUAUUUGCGAGUUUUUUAAAAACCGUUGUGCAAAACAUGGCGUCGAUGAGUGCAGCGAAGAAGAAACAAGUGUCCCAGAAUGAAUUGCGUUUAUUGAUGCUCAAGCAAAAAUUACAGACUCAAAGGGUCAAGAAGAAAAUUGAGUCGCCUCUGGCAAAAUAUAGCAUAACUGGUCAAUUGUCAUGUGUUGUGUGCAAAUUGAACAUAAAAGAUGAUUCAUUGUGGAGUGUUCAUAUCUCUUCCAAGGUUCACAAGGAAAACAUUUCCAAACGUAAACCAGAAUCAUCAAGAAUGACGGAAAGGUUAGCGGUUACUACGGAAAGCUUAAAACGAACUCUGCCUAAACAAGAGAGUCUUGUUCCAUCUAAAAAAUUAAAAGGUAUUUUAAAAAAUUAUAAAGCACUUCCAGAAAAAGUUCCUAGUGAUUUCUUCGAAAGCCCAACUCCAAUCUCAUCAGAUGGUCAACACACCUCAAAAAAUGUUAGCCAAGAAACUGAUGAAAAAAUGGAUGAACAACCAGAGGCUCUUGAUGAUUUAAAUCUUGACAGAGGUGAACUACCAAAAGGAUUUUUUGAUGAUCCAAUGUUGGAUGCUAAGAUUCGAAAAGAGGAAUACGUCAGCUCAAUAGACGAAGAAUUUCUAAGAUUUCAAAAAGAAAUGAAAGAAGAGAAUAUGUUAUCUGAACAGAUAAUGGCAGAUAAUGAAGAUGAAACCACUUAUGGGAGACAAGUAGAAGAAAUUGAUGAACAGAUCAAACAUUGGUCAAAAGUUAUCGAACUGGAGAAGAAGAGAGAAAAAAUUGCUUCGGCUACAGAAAACAUGAAUAACAUGAAAAUUGAAAAUGAACCUGACAAAAUCGAAGAAUCUGAUGAUUCUGAUAUGGACGAAUUCAUCGAUUGGCGGUCAAAAAAAUAAAAAAUAAAAACAUUGAAUAUAAUAAUAUUAUCCUUGAGAAAAGAUGUUAAAUAUAUAUAUUUUUUUUAUGUGUAUAAAAUAAUUUUUAAAAAUGUCACGUCUUGUUUACAAGUUAAUUGUAACUUAAUAUUUAAAAAUAUAAGCUAUAGUUAUUUUUCAUUA